Messenger RNA from Panicum virgatum (switchgrass), 693 nucleotides. Its product is annotated as glycine-rich cell wall structural protein 1.8-like. NCBI's taxonomy places the organism in Eukaryota, Viridiplantae, Streptophyta, Magnoliopsida, Poales, Poaceae. The record is from RefSeq and is a predicted model, not a curated record. The transcript has 2 exons. The coding region runs from base 97 to 357 and encodes 86 amino acids.
CCGGUUCGAGCGCGCGCCAUAGCAUCCAUCACUCACGUCCAGUGAAACCUCGCAGCGCUUGAUAACAAUCUGAGCAAGACCGCCUGACCGGCGGCCAUGGGCGGCGGGCACGACAUGCACGGGCACAACGGCGGCGUGAAGGGGUUCGUGUCCAACCUCGUCCACGGCGGGGAAGGUCACGGCCACGGGCACGGGUACCCUCCGCCGGCCGCCUACCCCGCGCACUCGGCGCACUACGGCGGGCACAUGGGGUCGUACCACACCGGCCACGGCGGCGGGCACCACCACGGCGGCUACGGCGGCGGCAAGCACAAGGGCGGCAUGUUCGGCGGCGGCAAGUACAGGAAAUGGAAGUAGAACGCCGGCCGGCCGGCCGACGCCUCGCUCGCGCUCUAUGCGCGCCUAGCUAACCGUGCAUGCAGCAGGCGCACACACACACUCCCUCUAUAUUGCGUGAUGAAUAAAGUGAAAGCAGGCAGGAGACGUACCGUACGUACGAGUCCUUAUCGUGGUGCCGUACCAGUACGACGAAAUAAGGUACCCGUGUGUGUGCGCGCGCGCCUAGUCAUAAAAACAGGUCUGUUCGUGUUUGUUGUUGUAAUUCGCGCGUGCUUUGGGUUGUACGUCCCGCAGGCGUAUGUACAAGCCGAGUGUAAUAAUACAGGCUGUAUAACAAUAUACUACAUAUACUAC